Molecule: messenger RNA, 4087 nt
Organism: Meleagris gallopavo (turkey)
Lineage: Eukaryota; Metazoa; Chordata; Aves; Galliformes; Phasianidae
Source: RefSeq, a predicted model, not a curated record
CGCGGCUGCAGCUCGGCCCGACCCGGCCCGGUUCUGCCCCAAACGUCCCGGUUUUGCGGUUUCGCUAUGGGAGCGGCUCAGAGCCAGAAGUUGCGGGAGGGAUCCGCCGAACGCCGCUCGGAUUCCGAAGGUAAUUAUGAGACCCCUGAAGCAGAAACGCCGACCUGCUCAGCACUAAAGGAGCCCAGCGAGCUGCAGCCCGAGGCCGGGACCCGAGGGCUCAGCGGCCAUGGGGAGCUUCAGGGAGGGGAGCAGCACCCUGAAGAGGAGGCUCAGCCUGAGGUCGGGGCCUCUCCAGCCCACAUGGGGACUGAAAGUGGCCCUGAAGACACGGCUGUGACGCAGCUGCCGGUUGAAGCCCGGCCACCGGUGCCCCAUGAGGGUGCAGCCGAGUGUGAGCAGGUCAUGUCAGGAGGGGACACAGCUGAUGAUGGUUUGGGGCUGACAGAGCCAGAAAGGGAUGCUCUGGUGCAGGAGAGCUCACCCUGUCAGCUGCAGAAGGGAAAGCUGCCUUCCCAAGGGAGCAGAGGAGGGGAAAGCACAGAGCCUGCGCCCGGUGAGGAGCCCUCAGUGCCUCUGGCCUCAGACCCUGAGCAGUACAAAGAAGCUGACAGUUCUGUCAUGGCAGAGGGCUGCACGCUGCAGAGCUGCCCACCAGCCCCCCAUUGCCUCCCACUGAGUGAGCCCAGGGGGGACCUGGGCACCCAACCUCCAGGGCAGCUCCCAAAAGCUGAAGUUGAUGCCACAGAAGGUGGGGACGGUGUGGAGACCCGGAGAGCCUCACCGAGGAAGGCCAGCAGGAUUCCGGCCAGCAAGCUGACACCCAAGAGGCACAGGAGGCCCAUAGAGGACACAGAGAAAGGUCCCCAGGGCCCCCCCAAGGCCUCCCCUGCAUCGUGGGACAGCCCUGAGCUCGGUUCCUUCGGUGGCAGCUCAGCACUGCAGCACUCGCCUGCCCUCCCCAAAGGCUCUUACCAGUUCGACCCCAAUAACUUUGACUCCGUGGAUCCCUUUAAGCCCACCAAGACCCUCACCAGCACCACUGACUGCUGUCCCACGGCCGACAACAGCCUGAAUGAGAUCCUGGAGUCCCAGACGCUGGAGGAUGAGCUGGGGAAGAGCAGAGGCUCCCCACAGAAGGCCAAAUCGCGUCUGAUAACGAGCAGCUGCAAGGUGAAGCAGUACGAGACGCCGGCGCUGCUGCUGGAUGGCUGCACUCAGGAUGAGGGAACGCUGAUCUCUGAAAUCCCAGACAUUGCUGCUAGGGAUGGACGUGCCACCGAUGAGGAGAAGCUGGCAUCCACCUCCUGCACACAGAAAGUGGCUGGGCUGGAGAAGAAGGGAGAGCCUGAGGAUGACCUGGAGUACUUUGAGUGCUCCAAUGUCCCCGUGCCGGCGGUGAAGCCCAGUGUGGAGACAGGCUUUGAGGAGAUCUCCAAGCAUACGGACAAGGAUAGAUCUGUUGCCUUCCCUGUGAGUGCUGCAUGUUUCCCCCUCUCUGCCCACCUUGGGCUGGCUCUGCUGGGGCUGCUGCACGGCUGUGGGGCUGAUGGUGGUGGUGGUGGGGGGGGAACCUGUGCCAGCAGAGCUGCCCCAAUCAGUGGGUCUGCAGGCGGAGCAAGGUCUCAUUCUGCCGCUCCCCAGAUAAUCACAAAGGAGAUCGAAGCCAAUGAGUGGAAGAAGAAGUACGAGGAGAGUCGUCAGGAGGUCCUGGAGAUGAGGAAAAUUGUGGCUGAGUACGAGAAAACCAUUGCCCAGAUGAUAGAGGAUGAGCAGAGGACAAAUAUGACCUCCCAAAAGAACCUGCAGCAGCUCACCAUGGAGAAGGAGCAGGCGUUGGCAGAUCUCAACUCUGUGGAGAGGUCCCUGUCGGAUCUGUUCAGGAGAUACGAAAACCUGAAGGGUGUCCUGGAAGGCUUUAAGAAGAACGAAGAAGCCCUGAAGAAGUGUGCUCAGGAUUAUUUAAACCGUGUCAAGCAAGAGGAGCAGCGAUACCAGGCCCUGAAGGUCCACGCGGAGGAGAAGUUGGACAAAGCCAACGAGGAGAUCGCCCAGGUGCGCACCAAGGCCAAAGCAGAGAGCGCAGCGCUGCACGCGGGGCUGCGAAAGGAGCAGAUGAAGGUGGAGUCCCUGGAGAGAGCCCUGCAGCAGAAGAACCAGGAGAUUGAGGAGCUGACCAAGAUCUGCGACGAGCUGAUUGCAAAGCUGGGCAGGGCAGACUGAGCUCACCGCCCCAGCGCUCCGCACCCGGCUGCUUUUCUCCUACCUUCGAGCACUUUGCCUUAUUAUUACCCCGGAGCGACCCUGCAGAAAGCACAGCGUGGCUGCUGCACCCCCAGGUGUGAGGGCAGCCAUCCCCACGUGCUGUCACUGUCCUCACGUGCUGCACGGCACAGCCCCAAGGCACACGUGGUGCGUUGUUCAGAGCGCUGGGGAAGGGGCUCUGCUUGGAGCUCCUUUCCCCACUCAGCACGGCGAGGCACAGAGCAGCAGUCACUCUCUGGGUCUUGCACUGCUGUCACCAGUCCCCCUGCAGCACUGCAUGAUAAGGGAAGCAAACAAAGCCGGCCUUUAUAGGGAAAGGCAGAUCCAGGCAGCAUUUCCCUCAGGCUGCCUGCUGCUUUUUGGAGGUGGUUACCUCUUGGUGAGCCCAGGAGAAGUGCUGAGGCUGAGGCUCCUUCCCUCACAACGCACAGACAGCCCUGAGGUGUCAGAUAAGGGAAAUAAAUGCUGUUGGACUGUUUCCUACCUAGCCUAGCUAAAACCUUAGCAAACCUUUUUGCUGCUACCUUUUUGUAAAAGAAUUGAGCUGUUCUCCUAUUUUCUAACCCCCGUGUUUCCGCAUGCAGUGCAGACAUCUGUUAAAGCAGAGCCAUACACCGGAGAUAUAUUUUAUUAGUUAUGUAUAAAAAGGAUUUAUUACACAGGCACAAAGCCCUGGCAUGUGCAGGGUCCCCACCCACUCCCACUGACCCAACAAAGGGGCUGAUGGCUGAUUCUGUGCACCUGCAGUGUUGUGUUGAACGUUCACCUCUUUGCACAGCUGACAGAAAGGAAAAAUCCUUUUUUUUCCCCCUCUUUUCUUUCCACUGCUGGGGAGUCACAGUGCCAACCACAUCCCGCUGCAGCACGGCUCCUUUCACCAGCACCGGGGUGCCUGCAGCCUGGCACCACUCUCUUCUCCUGUUCUCCCACAUGUUGUGCUCUAUAGCAGCUCUCCCAGCCCCGAGGUGGCUGCAGUGCUGCAGGGUGGUUGUGGCAGCCAGGAGUGAUGCCAGCACAGCCAGCUCAAAUCCUCGUGACGCACGCAUUGCUCAGCACCUCCCCAAAACCACGCAGAGCACACUGAGUGCUGAGCUCUUCCCGCAGCGCACAGAGCUGUGUGGGAGGCAGAGCUGUCCCUGCAGCAGUGAUGUGAUGUGGCAGCAUCCUCACAUCGCUCUGCUCCCGCUGUCCCGUGGCCACACUGCUGCUGCCUCCACCAUCCGCGUGCUGUUGCGUUUCUGUGCCUCUCAGCAUGCACGUACAAUCUGGGCAAAGAUUCCUAAGGAAUGAUUUAUUAACUAUAAUAUGGUUAUAGUUGCAUAUAUAUAAAUAUAUACAUACCGGCCGUAGUUAUCUAUAACAGAAGGCGUAUUUUAAGCUCACUGCUGCAUCCCCUGUGCUGCUCCCUGAGAAACCAACGCUGCGGCACAGCUGUGGUCACCUUUCCUGCAGCAGCAGUGAUGUGCUGUGAUGCUGUGAUGUCCCUUUCAGCAGCAGAGUGCCCACGAGCGCAGUGUUGCUGUGUGUAGAUCUUUUGUCUGCAGUGAAGUGCCAGUGAGUGCCCACCCCGACUGCUCUCCGCUUCCACUGCAUCCCUCCAUCCUCCCCCCCUUUGUGCUGACUACUACCAGGAUCGCUUUGUACACCAUACAUCACUGCCAUCAGCAUCGAUUUUGUACGUACAGUUAUUUCCCUUUUAUAUGUCAGGUAAAUAUUUGUAAGAGUUAUACUCACACAAAGGAGAUUAUGAUGAUGAUUACUAAUAUAUUUUUUUUUCCAUAUUUCAUUGCCUGAGUAAAAAUGGUGUUUAUCACUCUUGAAA